AUGAAAUUAGCACCAACAAACCAUUUAUCAUAUUAUGUUAUGGCUAAUGUAUUGGCAUCUGCAGGAAGACAUAGAGAGGCUUUACCAUUAAUUAGUAGAUCAUUAUCAGUAUGUCCACCAGAAAGAACAGGAGAUAUUCAUAGAUUAAAUGCAACGGCAUGUUUAGCAUUAGGAAUGAAUAGAAGUUGUUUAAAAUCAGCAAAAUUAGGAUAUGAAGCUAAAGAUAAUGCAUCAUGGUAUUUUGGAGAAAUAGCAAAAUACCAAGCAAUGAUGAUAGACAAACCAUUUUUAGAAUAUGAUUUAGAAUGGUUCCCACCACAAUGGAAAGUUAAUUUUGCUAAAAGACUUCCAAUUGGGAACGUUAAAAAAUAUCCACCUGGAAACGUUCCUCUUCAAAUUACUACUGAAGAUAUUGAUGCUAAAACAACUGUAAAGCAAGAAUUAGUUAAAGAGUUAUUAAUCCCUGCUAUAAAAGUUGGUGAUAAAAUGCAAUAUAAUGAACUUGGGUUUGGUAAAAAUGGAAGACAAUAUUUGGCAUGUGGUUUAGGGGCUAUUUGUAUUGCUCAACUUCUUCAAACAAAGCAAAUGGGAUGGAGGGAAAUUGCUGAAAUUUUAGUUAAAUUUAGACAAGUAGCUGAACCUGCUGACGGAGCUAUUUGGAUUGAUAAAUUACCAAGACAACAAUUUGAAGAAGGUUUUGGAUCAAAUACUACACUUAAGACAGCACAAACAAGAGUUGCCCGUUAUUGGCCAAUGUUUCCACGUACUUUUGGAUUAUUUAAAAAAUUAUUUGAAGAAGAAAGUGGAGCUUCUAAAGAAAAGAAACAACUUGUUGCAAAAGCAGAAACAGUUGAUGAAGUUCAAAAAGUAUUAAAAAGAGAUAAUUUCUUUAUGACAACAAUUUGUAGAAAUGAAGAAGGAACAAGAUUAGAAGGUACUUGGUUAUUAAUUGAGAAAGUUGAAUUAGGAAGUAUGUUUUCUAUCAAAACUCCAUGUACUCCUAAAAGAUAUAAAGUAUUUGAUGUUGAAUUGAAAAAAGCUCUUGACAAAUAUUAUACUGUUCAACAUUCUAAUGACCAAGACAAAGUCUUAGAUGCAGUUCUUCGAUUCUGUUACUUAUGGUUUAAUUUUAUGCCUUUGACUAGAGGAACUGCUGGAUGUGGUAUGUAUUGGAUGUUUGGAUUAUUACUUGGUGCUGGAUUUAAACAAAUCGGAGUUAUUCCUAAAGGAUUUCAAUGUGAUUGGGAAGCUUUAUUAACAGAUAACCAAAAUGACUAUAUUACAAAAAUGAAGUCUUGGAUAAAAUUAGAAAAAUGUUCAGUUAUUGAAAUGCCAAAUGUCCUUAAUUCUUUACCUCGUUUAAGAGAUAUGUUAAUGGCAUUAAAUAUUUCACCAUUACUUGUUCCAUUAAGUUAA
Entamoeba dispar SAW760 is the source of this 1416-nucleotide messenger RNA. RefSeq names its product tetratricopeptide repeat protein, tpr, putative. NCBI's taxonomy places the organism in Eukaryota, Evosea, Mastigamoebida, Endamoebidae. The transcript has a single exon. The record is from RefSeq and is a predicted model, not a curated record. Bases 1 to 1416 code for a protein of 471 amino acids. Gene Ontology annotation, biological process: negative regulation of DNA-templated transcription.